AGCCAGGACUACAUCUCCCGGCAUGCUGCGGGCGGGACGGAAGUGACAUAAUAUUGAGACCCCCAUACCCGUCUUCUGCGCUGCUUGCGGUGUGUGUUGUGGAGACAUGUGAUGGUGACCGGCAGCAGCCAGGAUGUCUGACGCCACUAAGAAGAAUGAUUCUGCUUCUGGUGGUCCCAGGACCCCAGCUGCAGGUGCAAGAGGCCUGGUUGGGCGCAGACCAUCCGCUCCCGUCACACCAGGCCGCCUUCCUUCUAUCCGCUCCCGGGAUCUUACCCUAGGUGGUGUCAGGAAGAAAACUUUUGCUCCAAACAUAAUCAGUAGGAAGAUAAAAGAAGAGCCUAAAGAGGAGGUGUCUGUAAAACAUGAACGGUCUGAGCGUAACCGAGAUCGGCGGGGGGAUGGAGCAGGGAGAGGACGUGGAAGACCACAAGUUAUCCAAAGUCACUCCAUUUUUGAGCAAGGACCGGCAGAACAGCUAAAGAAAAAAACUGGGUGGGAUGGGCCCGCAGAUGUGGGUGAACUUGGUCCCUCACACAUAAUUAACAUAAAACGGGAGAAAAGGGAAACUGAAGAGGAGACUAAACAGAUCCUGCGAAUGCUGGAAAAUGACAAGUUUUUGGAUGACCCAGGUUUGAAGAACGAUGUACAGAAUCAGCCUGUGCAGCUUCCUCUUGCACACUCAGGCUGGUUGUUCAGAGAUGAGGAGGAAGAAGAGGACAUAAAGCCCCCGCAGAUGGCCCCUAAAGAGGAGAAGAUGGAAGUGGAAGCCUCAUCAGUCAAAGUGAAGGAAGAACCAAUGGAAGAUGAAGGCGCGUGGAAGUCUCGUGUCCCUACAAGCAAGCCUCCGGCUGUAAAGAAGGCCCCCGAGAAGAAGGAUGUCUCUCUUCCAGAGUUACUAGAAUCUUUACGCAUCUCUGGAGAGGAAACUCUCUUUUUUAUGCAACUUCCUGACACACUCCCAGGGCAGCCGCCCACCCAAGACUCACGACCUGUCAAAACUGAAGUGCAGAGUGAGGAUGGUCACAUGUUGCUGGUUAAGGACAAGGAAACGCAGGCAGCGGAAGAGAGCUGUUCACUGCGUGAUGUAGCCGAGGGCCAGAUUGGGAAACUGGUUAUACGAAGAUCAGGCAAAGUUCAGCUUGUCCUGGGCAAGGUCACUCUUGAUGUCACCAUGGGGACCUCCUGUUCCUUCUUACAGGAACUGGUGUCGGUCAGUGUUGGGGAAGCCCGGCGAGGAGAAAUGAUGGUCCUGGGACAUGUUCAACAUAAACUUGUCUGCUCGCCAGACUUUGAGUCUCUACUUGAGGGACGGCAGCGCUGAAAUACCUUCAUACAACUUCGUGAACAGCUGAUUAUGUCCUCUCUUGUUAAUAUAGUAUCACUGGAAAAUGUUCUCGUGGCAAGUGGAUGGUGUGCCCUAGGGUGUGAUGUUACAGUUUGUUUCCUGUGCAGAUGCCCUUGGAUGUUUAUUCUUCUGGCCAUGUUAUUGGAUCAUCAUCUCCAUGAUUUUUGCUCAUUGAACGUAGCGGAUGAUGUUGGAGAGAAUUUGUUUGUUACGUGCGUGUGCAUAAUGUACAGUGAAAUUCAGGUUUACUUUACAAAUCACAAACGGGGGGUGCUGACUGAAAUGAAACAAUGAAACAUUGUUAGGACACAUCAGGUCUUUUAUUUAAUUAAACUGGACACAAUGUGAUCCAAUAUUACCUCA
Molecule: messenger RNA, 1711 nt
Organism: Pseudophryne corroboree (corroboree frog)
Lineage: Eukaryota; Metazoa; Chordata; Amphibia; Anura; Myobatrachidae
Gene: POLR3D
Product: RNA polymerase III subunit D
Exons: 9
Coding region: 134-1324 (396 amino acids)
Biological process (GO): tRNA transcription by RNA polymerase III
Cellular component (GO): RNA polymerase III complex
Molecular function (GO): DNA binding
Source: RefSeq, a predicted model, not a curated record